Messenger RNA from Prunus armeniaca (apricot), 369 nucleotides. The record is from the annotation of a GenBank genome assembly. NCBI's taxonomy places the organism in Eukaryota, Viridiplantae, Streptophyta, Magnoliopsida, Rosales, Rosaceae.
AUGGAGGCUGGAAGACACUUUCUUUCUUCAUCUUCAGCCUUUCCUUCAACAACCCACCUCAGGCAUCCUCUUCCUUCUUCUUCUCCCUCUAUUUCAGUGUUGAUGCUUCAUGAGCAAGCAGUUCCUGCAGUUACUUCUGCGCCGAUUACAUCUGUAGCUCGACAUUUUCCUAACUCGGUUCUUUUACAAGAGCAGCGUGAUGAGUUCAAGCCUCUAUUGCAUGUACUGAAAGAAGAUAAAACAUCUGAGGCUACGUUAGAUAGGAUGCAGAUAGAGACUGGGGCCUCUGUCCAUGAAGAUUUAGACAUUGAUGACUUUUACCCGUUGGUGAACGGCUCAAAGCCCCAAUUGCUUAACCCUGAUAUUUAG